This is a messenger RNA of Paramuricea clavata, 15037 nucleotides long. The record is from the annotation of a GenBank genome assembly. Lineage: Eukaryota; Metazoa; Cnidaria; Anthozoa; Malacalcyonacea; Plexauridae.
AUGCGUAAUGGAUUGAGGCGGUUAUUGGCUACGGCAUACCACGAGAGCGAUAUAAAAUAUAUUUACGAAUGUAAAAUAUAUUACAAGGAGAACGAAUAUAAUUUUUUUUAUUGCCGCUAUCACCUUUUCUUAAAUUUAAAUUGUCUUUUUAUCAGCCGAAACAAUGGUUAUGCAAUUUCCACCCCAACAUCUGAACAAUAUCGAGGAGAUGGAAUAGGUAAGUCAUAAGUAUGCUAAAUUUAUGUAUAGGUAAUAUAAGUAACAUAAACUGUUAAUAAAGACGGAAAAUUUUACUUUAUUGCAGCCAGUGACAUAUAUAGCCAGGACUUCUAGUCAAUGGGGGCCAAAACAACCCCAGGGGCCCGGGGCCCAAAAUACCUAUUUAAUUAUACAAACGAAUCCAGAACAUUUAAAACAUAGGGAACCGCCUUGUUGGGUUGUUAAGAAGAGUCAAAUCUAUAUAGAGAGCUCAUGAGAUGCUUUUAUUUGGAAUAUGUUUUGUAAAUGUUUUGGAAAUGUUUUGGAAACUCUUGGUCAUUUAUAGUACAGUAAAUGACUCAACAACAUCUUGUUUCGUAGCUGGUCGUUCUCGAGAUUGUGGUAUUCGUUCAAUAAGAGUUGACGGUAAUGAUGUCUUCGCAGUCUACAACGCCACGAAAGCUGCCAGGGAAUAUGUUGUUCGGGAGUCUAAGCCUGUUUUGAUUGAAGCUAUGACCUAUAGGUAUACAAAUCCGUUGAUAUAUUUUUUCAUCUGCAGAGAUUAUAAAGAUUAAAGUGCCUAAGACCCGAAAUUUCACCCCAAAUGUUUAUGAUUGCAUUGUAAAGAUCACUUAAAAUGAUUUAAUAAUUUCUUUUAUAGAAUUUUGGUAACUUGCUUCCUUUGCAAGAUAUUCAACUUUGUUUCAUAUGCAAAUAUUACCGGUGUGACAUCACAUCGCAUAAUGACAUUUUGAAAACGCAAUAUUUUACCUUGAUAAAAUAUUUUUACAAACAAAUACAGAAGGUUAAUUACCAGUUAUGGAAUUAAUACAUAUACAAGAGCAAUUUUUAAGUUUUUUAGAUACGUAUUCAUUCAAAACUCAUUAUGUGAUGUGAUGUAACACCGGUGAUAUUUGCAUAUGAAACAAAGUUGAAUAUCUUGAAAAGGGAGCAAGUUACCAAAAUUCUAUAAAAGAAAUUAUUAAGUCAUUUUAAGUGGUCUUUACAAUGAAACCGUAAACCUUUGUGGUGAAAUUUCGUGUCAUAGGCACUUUAAAGUGCUUAUGAAACGAAAUUUUUGCCUUCUUUUUUAUUGUUUUAUUAAAAGGUACUGCUCAAAUGAUGAAGAAUGACGUUUACAGUUUAUUCAUAUCUCAUUCCCAAGUUAUCGCACUUUGUAUAUUUUGAGUGGUGACGUCACAAGAAGGACUUGCGAUAAUGGCAAUAACAAGAAAGUCUAUAUAUAGGCCGUAUGCUGUGACCUCGAAAAGUAUGGAGGGUGAUUACCCCCAAAAUUAAUGUUUGAAUUUUGCAUUACAAGUUCUAAAUUUUGUUGUUCGUUCCGUGCUUUGUGAUAUCAAUUAAUUGAAUUUUGAUAUUAAAGAAUUGAAUUUUGAUGUUCGCAAUUGCAUUUGCACUUCUGGUUGCGCAUUUUGUCCUUAAGCAUUCCAUUGUGAUGACGUAACAUUAUGCGUGACCCUCAGAAUACAAUUUUCAACACGAUUUAAUUAUAAUUUAUUUCCCGCAAAAAUUUUAAUUAUCUCUAAUUAUUCCAACAUUAUUACUUCGGCAGUUCGGCUGUUCAGCAUACGGAUAAAAUGGCCGAGAACCGUUAAAAAUCGCAAGAAGCAGCAACUUUAUUACGCCGUGCAGCAAGCAUUUUAAUGCAAAAUUCUGCUGAAAGUGAAGGAUGUUGUGCAAGGAAUAGCAAUAUGGGCAUUACAGUGCGUCCAAUUGAAUUCAACCUGCCACAAGUCAACAAGCCACAACCUCUAGUCACGAUGAAUUUCGGCGACUAUUCGCCCUGUACAAUAGGGCGAACAAUUGCAUCCUCGUUCAUCAACCUCCGGCGAAGCGCGGUCGAGGUAAUUCUUUAUUUAUUAUUUAUUUAUUUAUUUGAUUUUGCCCAAUAAUAUUUAUUUAUUUACAUGAAAAUUCUAAUAUUAAGGAAGAAGAGGGCUAGGAGUCUAUUUGAAACCAUUUGGCUUUUUUACUUAGACCCCUAGAAAUAUAUUUACAAUUGUUUUUUUAAUUAAUUAAGUAAACCAGUUCAAAAUCAAAUUAUUACAGUAGUCAAUUUUGCGAAUAUAUACGGUAUAUUAUAAUAAUACAAUUACAAUUACAAUUUGAUAUUCAUAGUAAUCAAUAAUCAUAGAAAUAAUUCUUGGGGACAAACGCGUUCUUUUAAGCCACAAGAUACGUGGACACACGAUUUUUUUGUUUGGCAAACGCCACAAGUAGCUCGCUGAAUUAACUCGUAAAUAAUGCACUUUAAAGAUGUGAAAUGUAUGAAGUAAAUCUUGAUGUGAAAUUGUGAAUACGCUGAAUACGAUAAUUUACAAAUACAAACUCUUCACUUCUAAAAACUCCAGCAAAAACACUCCUUCAGCUCGAAUAUAAAACGCUUAGCAAGCGUCUUGUUUACUGUUAAUUUAUAUGCAUGAUCAUAUUACAUGUAACAUUAAAAUUAUUUGUGGCAAAUAAAUUAUAAUUAAAUACGAGUUGAAAAUUGUCUUCUGAGGGUCACGCAUAAUGUUAUGUCAUCACAAUGGAAUGCAACCAGAAGUGCAAAUGCAAUUGCGAACAUCAAAAUUCAGUUCUUUAAUAUCAAAAUUCAAUUCAUUGAUAUCACAAAGCAUGCACGGAACGAACAACAAAAUCUAGAACUUGGAAUGCAAAAUUUAAACAUUAAUUUUGGCGGUAAUCACCCUGCAUAGAAAAGUGCCUAGAAAGCGAUUUUCAUUUCACCUGUCUUGGAACUGAAAUAUUUUUGCGGGAACUUAACACUUUCGAACACGCUGAGUUUAAAUCCGAAAAGUUCCCGCUCUAUAGACCUGCAGUUUUCUCACAAAGUGCAAUUUUAUCUUCACUAAUUUCACGACAACUUUUUUCAUUGUUCCACGAUACGGAUCGAUGACGACAAACGAUUAUGUCACUCAAAAAGACCAAUUUCUAUUAACCAGUCUUCCUUUUAACAAAAGACUGGUUUUGCUCAAAUCAUUUUGAGUUAUGUUAUAUUAUGCGUGUUGGACGUAAACAACAUAUCUUGUCUACAACUUUGGGAAGGUACAGAUAAAGCUUUCUGAAAUCCUCAGUUCUGGCUCUAUCUCAAUAAAAUUACAAGGAUGUUAAUACUAAAUCUUUUGGCUAUGUCUCUGGGCUGAGAAAUAAUUCCUUACAUGCGAUCAAAAUGUUUCAUACAACGAUGUAAAGCGGUAAUGUUAUGUAAUGGGUCAGCAUUUAAAUUUCCAACACACUUUUUGAGACGUAAUUCAAGAGGUAACUUAUCAUUGCAUUUGAACUAUUAUAUCAGUUGAUGUUGGAAAGAGGGCUUUCAUAUACGUUGUAAUCACCAAAUAAACAGCUCAUGCACACAUUUCUCCACUUCGUCGUAAGUUUACAGAGCAGAUUUUAUACUUUGGCACUGAUAUUUGUCUUUAAUGUGAACAUUUAUUCUUCUAGUUUAAGACUUUAAGAGUGAACCUGUCGUAAGUCUUCCACCAGCAACCCAUCGACAAUAUUUCAUUUUAUUGUUGUCUUUGCCGUUCCGUUGGCUUCGCGUUACUUUUGUUUUAAAUACCUUGAUCGCGUUAAAAGAGUUAUUUCUCAGCCCAGAGACAUAGCCAAAAGACUUAGCAUUAACGUGCUUGUGAUUUUAUUAAGAUAGAGCCAGAACUGAGGAUUUCAGAAAGCUUUAUGUGUACCUUCCCAAAGUUGUAGACAAGAUAUGUUGUUUACGUCCAGCACGCAUAAUAUAACAUAACUCAAAAUGAUUCGAGCAAAACCGAUCUUUUGUUAAAUAGCCCGCGUGCAGGCCCAAGGGAACUGAUAGUGGGCCUGCAAGCAAGGCCCGGUAUUUUGUACUUUCCGCGUUCGUCCACGAACGCGGCAUUCAACUUCCGUCGCAGGGACUUUCCACCGGCUGGGAAAGACCCUGCUAUCGGCUGGUCACGUGUCUCCCAGAAUCUGGGAGAUAACAAACAAUUUCAAUUAGGGUUCAAAUAUAACGGAGCGGUAGUAUGGAAUAAUUUACCGUAUGAGGUAAAAGUAGCGGAAUCUUUAAGUUCUUUUCAAAGAACUAUUAAUCAGGCAAACACUUAAAAUUGGCUCGUCCUGUUGCCUACUGUACAUAUAAUUCUUCUUUCUUUGUUUUUGUAUUUUUAAUGUUUACCUAUACUGUAUAUUUCUUCAAAUCACGCCCCUCAUGGAAAUCAGCUCCUAGUUGUUGAGGCCAGCGUGCUAAAAUAAAUUUUUGUAUGUAUGUAUGUAUGUAUGUAGGGUGGGUACCUAAGUACGUUUUGUCAUUGAGCAAGGAGUGAGCGAAGAAAUAACUCAGAAAUCAUGCAGGAAAUAUUUACAAAAUUGUAUAUUUUAUUUGUCAUGAAGACUAUCAAUGUUACACAACAGUAAAUAUCAAAUUUCAUUGUGCGCAGAAUGUCGGUGAGCAAAGAUAGAUCAGAUUUCAAUAGACAAAUUAUGCCGCCGAUACAGCUCGUCGAAGAAAUCAACACGUCGAAAACGUUACAAGAAAAUAUAUUUCUACACCAGUACCGAUCGAUGUGGCUGUUAUUUAGCUGUUCAUAUCUAUCCUAAAGGAUUUAUUUAAUACUGAGAUGUGUAACGAAAUAUAUAGAGAUCUUUUGAUUUCUGAAAUAUCGCAAACUAUGUUACUUUGUAAACAAUGCUACUCGGACUGCUGAAACUUCAGUACCAUCCUCAGAGCUUGAUGCUCAAGAAAUAUGUCGAAGUAUACCUCCCUGUUAUCAAACCUACGGUAAAAUAAUCCGACAAUAGCCUACUCAAAGAUAAGUGAUAGAUUCGUCUGUGCGUGUACGUUACAAAUACGAAUACUGAAUAUGUUUGACUGCUUUGACAUUUGAAUAGAGAAUGCAGUCCUCAUGAUAAAUUUGAUAAAUAGCUUUACUGUAAUGAAAUUACUUUACUGUAAUGAAGUACUUUGUGAAAUAUAAUACUGAAUCAAACUCUAUGCAAGAGUUAAUAUAUCUGUGGUGGGUACAUAUGGCUAUAUAUGACUGCAUAUGCAUAUCAGACUGAGUGUAAUAUCAGUGUUUAUGCCGUUGUCUAUUCCGUGGUUUAUGGCAUUAUCUAUGACUAUGUUCAUAUUUAUAUAAAGUGUGUACUGUAUAUCAGAAAAAUACUGUUAUAAAUAUUGCUGUUACCCCAUUACUUAGUGCAUGGAGGCCAAAAAAUUAUCAGGCUAAAGCCGUGCCUGAGGCUGAAAAUUGUUGUACUUUUCGAGUUGUACUUUACUACCUGCCAACCUCCUACCCUACCGAUCUACAGGGUUUCUAAAAAAAUAUGAUGAACUAUUUAAUUAAAAGUAUUUUCAGAGAUAAACCAUCGACAGUUUUAAAGUGAGCAUUUAGUCCCUGUUCGGCAGUGUCCACAUGUUUACAUUGUGAUUUGUGACAAAAAGUUAAUUACAUUUCAAAAUUUUAUCAACCUUCACUAUAAAAUGAGACGCGUACUAUUAGUAAAUCUGCACAAAGUUUAUCAACGUUUUCAAACAACAAAUCUAAUGUCAUAUUUUCGGAACAGAUAAAAGUGAAAAUAUACAAACGUUGAGGACUGACCAGUUUGAUAUGAAAAUAUGUUUCAAGGGAAUACCUAGGCUCAGAUUCCAGCCGUUGUGUUCACAACGGCUGGAAUCUGAGCCUAGGGAAUACCCAACUUCAAAGUUUAAAGUAUACAUUUUAUUUGUUUCUUGACUUGACUGUUGAUAAAAUUCUACAGUGUUUUUGUAAUUUAAAAGCAAACGGAGGUAUAAAAUAGAAGUUAGCGGACGCUUCGAACUAUAUAUCGUAAAAUCCCACUCCUGGUAUUUGAAAUGCAAUUUGAUACUCUGCCACUCCCCCUUGGGCAAUCAAUUUUUGUCGAGUCACAUGACCAGCCGAUACCAGAGUCUUUCCCAAAAAGACGCUGGGUACGAGGAUGCGCGGCAUUCUGAUUGGCUGUUUGCUGUUCGAUUCUAUAAUUAGGUCAGUGAUUCAUCACAAAGGCAUAGACAAAGGCUCUCGAUCAGCUUAAAAUUCGAAAAUUGAUCACUUUUUUCGAUUACAAAUGGAACAAGAACAGACUGUUUAUUGUUUACUUUAAGGAAGAAAUGUUUUGUCGUGAGGUGUUGGAAUAGCAACAUUUAAUACGACUGGGGUAAACUAUAGUAACCUUUACUUGAGUUUCAUUAAUUUCAAACAGACUUGAUACGUUAUAUAUUCCUCAAGAAAAUGAUCUUUUGGUUGAUGCCGGAGAUGCAGUUGCAUGUAAGCCUAUUCAAAAUACUUUGCGAUUUACAAGGCUUCGCUGAGAGAGCAAAACAGAAGACGGUAUUAAAUUGCCGUUUGAAACGAAACGAUCUGGACUCUGAACGCUCUCUUCUUUUGUAGAGUUCUCACCAAAUGAAAUAACUGAAAUAAAUUUCGUACUUUCCGCCGCCAACAAGAAUUGCACACGCGAUCUGAUAAGUGAGACAAUUUAUUUAUAACAAUGGCGACAGCGAAGCACACAUUAUAAAUGCUGAUGUGGUCACACGACUUCCCUCACGAUUUGAAGUUUGAGACUGGUUUUCUGUUGAAAUUCGUCUUAAUUUGCCUGUUCCGAUUUUAGUUGAAAAUGAGCACUUGCAAAUUUGGCAAUUACUGACUGCGUUGCUUGCUUUUUUGGAGUUUUAACACAGGCAUUUGCACAUUGUUUCUAUUUUGAAUAUUAAAGCAGAGAAAACCCCGCAACAUUUUAAUGCGAGUAUGUUUGUUAAUAUUUGGGUUGCUGUCAUUGGUUCUUUUUUGACAAUUGACGCGCGAAUGGGGCGUGUUAUGAAAAGGAGCGUUUUACAAAAUACCGGGCCUUGCUUGCAGGCCCACUAUCAGUUCCUUUGGGCCUGCACGCGGGCUAAUUGUUAAAAGGUAGACUGGUUAAUAGAAAUUGGUCUUUUUGAGUGACAUAAUCGUUUGUCGUCAUCGAUCCGUGUCGUUGAACAAUAAAAAAAGUUGUCGUGAAAUUAGUUAAGAUAAAAUUGCAGUUUGUGAGAGCGAGGAACUUUUCAGAUUUGAACUCAGCGUGUUCGAAAGUGUUAGUUCCCCAGCCUAGUCCAAGUCGUUCUGAAGCAAGCGCGAGAAAAAACGUGGAUGUAAUACGAGACUGGGACCUACUGUCUGAAAAUGACAUAAAAAAAAUAUCGAUAAUUUUCACCCAAGGCAGGCCUUUUACUAUAAUUUUUUUAUGCUGCCAUUGCUUUAGGAUAACAAACAGAUUGUUUAAACUGGUUUAAUUGUUUUUUAAAGCAUAUUUAUAAUUUUGUGGGUGAGCGACUUUUGGGCAUGAUAUGCGCUUUGCUGAACUAAUUAUGCAGACGCAGUAAGACGAGUUUUCAACAAAAGUACUUUAAGUGCGGAACCAAAUUCUCACUAAAUAUAACAGACUAUAGAGUUGUUUUAGUGUAUACGCAUCCGAAGCGCUCACUAUUUUCAGAUUUUUUAUAAGAAACGCAGCCCAACGGCGACUGUAGAGCGCCUUUAAUCUAACGGUGACGUCACACGGUACACGGCUGUGUAGCGUGGUGAUUAAAAUAUUUAAGCUGUGUAUUCUUUACUAUACGCUACACAGCCGUGUACCUAGACUUUCCAAAGUCCUUUCCAGACCCUUCUAUGGCGCGCUUCGCUUCCUCUGUGGAAAGGACUUUUGUCACUUGCAGCGCGCCAAAUAUCACCGGUGGAAAAAUCCACCGGUGACGUCAUUGUUUACAUUGCCGAUUUGCCGAAGCGGUUUACAUUAUUAUUAUUGUAUUACAAUAUUACAUUCUCAAGCUUUCUUGUUGAACAAAUGUGUACUAUUGAAGCAAAUAGAGUAAACAAUGUAAUUACAAUUUUGUAGAACACAAAAACCAUGUGAAAAUAUACAAACAAGCAUUACAUUGAGUAUGCUAUAUUUAAAAGUACAGGAUGUCGAAAUAAACUUUAUUAAUCAGUGUCACCGCGUACCGAAGAUGCAUCUAAUGAUUCUAAAAUUUCCACACUAGUUUCGGGUUUAGUUUGGGUUUCUUGAUCUCGAUUACUGAUUAUUAAUACAAAAUCAUUUGUUGAGAAAACAACGCGUAUUUUUACCGGAUUUUGAACUCUGGCGUUGAUCACAAUCGCCGCCUCUCUGCUUCGCGGUUACAGUUGUCUGAUUCUUUUCAAUUAGAUUAUUAAACUUCUACUACUAAUAUUAAAUCGCUCGCGAACUGAAUCAACUUUCUAUAAUAAGUCUAAUAAAUUACUUUUCUUGUUGGCACAAUUACGGCACACAUUGUUAGACAAACAACUGUCCAGAUAACAGAUUCAAUAAAUUUUUACAUGCACUUGUUUUUGUUGAUACAUUAAACAGCUUUCGGCGCUUACUUGGGUCAGUUAUUUCGUUUCCACACUCGGUGCAAACUGUUUCAUUCGAGGACAAAGAAAUAUCAAUUCUUGGGAAUGUUUUUGUAGACCAAUUGACGGCGCGGUGAAGUAAUUGUAUGAAAUGUACACACCCCUUUUAUGUCAAAAUUAUUCGCGCCAAAAUUUUUAAUGUGAUUUAAAUUCCUGCAAGGAACACAAGUCGACCACUCGCGACUUCGUCGCUCGGGUCGCGUGUUCCCUUCCCCGCGCCCUCCCUCCGCCAUGGUCGACUUGUGGCAAGUCUACCGUGUACCGUGUGACGUCACUGUUAGAUUAAUUUAAAGGCGCUCUACAGUCGCUGUUGGGCUGCGUUUGUUAUAAAAAAUCUGAAAAUAGUGAGCGCUUCGGAUGCGUAUACACUAAAAUAACCCUAUAGUCUGUUAUAUUUAGUGUGAAUUUGGUUUCGCUGCACAGCCGUGUACCGUAUCAAUUUACUAAACUUUCAAAAUAAUAUAACUUACACAUUUGUACAGUUUUAUACAGUUAUAUUGUAUGAAUACACGGGAAUAUGAUGCUCCAUGCUGCAAACUCAUUGCAAAAUGUUGCAGGCUAACAAAGGAUCUACAUUAUGAUUUAUGAAAUGCAUGUAUUACCAAUAAUGCAAAUGAUUCAUGCUCAGAAAAUAAAGAUAGAUCUGUUUAGCUCUAAGUUAUGAGGUAAACAAACCUCGCAUUUUUUUGCUGAACAUUUUGCACUGUCUGACUAAGUACUAUAAGACAUCGUCGUUCUCCACAAUGUUCAAAAAUUUAUUAUACGAAUAUAUUUAUUUUUAGAGUUGCUGACUAAGUUGUAAUUGUAUAAAUCCCGAUAAUACGUAAAAGGCCACUUGACAUGUAAUGUGAUAGGUGACACUUAACGUAGAUCGGAAAGUAAAAAAAAAAACUAAAUAUAACCUGAUUUACUAAUUGUUUGCUCCUUUUGCUAAACAAACAAGCCUAUUUUAUUAUUGGAUCGAGCCUUAAAUUCAUGAAAUCGGACGGUUGGAAAUAUGUGAUAAUUUCAGACAAUCCUGGCAAAAAUUAUCGUGGACAGCGCGUGCGUCAAACAAAAAUAGGUCUAUUUCUACAUAAUUAAUCCGCCAGAAAAUUUCUCCCCCUCCUACCCCCAAUUCAAUGUUGGUAAAUGAAGCUUUUAAAAUUUGAAUGCGAGAUACAACAUUGAAUAAGGGGCUGGAGAGCGACAAAUUUCAUGAAAGAACGUCUCAAUGUUAAUAUUGGCGUUAGAAAAGUUAGGUGUCCACAUAAUUUUUGCCAGGAUUGUAAGUGUGACGUCACUGCUAAAGGUGCUUCAGAACCACUGAGCUAUACUUAUAUAUCUGGAGAUCGUGCUCUCGACGAAAGUGUGUGGCCAAAAACAUGGCGGAUUUGACGUCACAAUCGACCUAUUUUCAUGGGGGUUUCCACUGACUCGUGGCUCGAAUGUUCGUGGGCGACAAAGUUCAACCCCCCCUGGAUUUUACAGUGAUUUUGUAUGUUUAUAUUAGUUGAUCGACAGAGAGUAUAUUUUUGAUUUUCGUCCUUUUGAAAAUACAGUAUUAUUCUAACUGCGCGUAUAAAUCAAUAAAGACCGAAAGCCAUUAAUAAAAAAAGACAUGAAUGGAGCUUGACGGCCACAAGAACAAAGCAUGUAAGUCAUUGAAAUGAUUUAUCAAUUCUUGUUGUAUUGUGAAUUGGUUGCAACUGAACUGACUAUCAAGAUUAUUCUUUAAAACACGAGUAUUAUAACAAUCCCCAGCAAGUAAAAUUAAGCAAAUAUAGCUUGUUGAAAACCGUACUGCUAUAAAUUUCCCUGAGUGACAAAGGUUUUUUUAGAGAUUUUAAUACCAGUUUAUUCUAUUAGUAAAUUGUGGGGAAAAGCAACUCUUUGGAAUAUAAAGCACUUAUAUCACCAUUAAAGUGGGAUUUGAACCUACAACCUUUGGAAUACUGGCCCAAUGCUCUGCCAACUGAGCUAUACAGUCGGGGCAGUUCGAGUAUGCGAUAUUUCGGAACUGAGUCUAGUUCCUUCGAUAUCAGUGUAAUCUAAUAACCAUGAUAUUUGUGAAUAUGAUGCUUGUGUGAUGUUACUCUGAGUGCAUAUCCACACCGGGCAAGCUUGAAAAAUAUGCCAAGCCACAUUGGGAUUCAAACCGACCUGACCGCGUAGCUCAGUUGACAGAGCAUUGCCAUUUGGGCUAGUAUUCCAAAGGUCGUAGGUUCAAAUCCCACUGUGGCCAGGCAUAUUUUUCAAGCCUGCCCGGUGUGGAUAUACACUCAGAGUAACAUCACACAAGCAUCUCAUUUCAUCAUGUUCCUCCAGAUAUUCAUACACUUCCUGUGAAAGAGCCAAUUCCAAGUAUUUAAUCAUUUCUGGUCACUUCCUUUCUAUUUAUAAUUGGUUAGUUGCACAAACAACAAAGGUGAUUGGUGCAUUCAAACCAUUUAACAGGAAGUUUACAAUUAUACUAGGAAGUGUAUGAAUAUCUUGAGGAACUUAAUCAAAUGAAUUGGUUAGCCCAAGGUAAUGUAUUGAAUCAAUAUUUGAGGAACACUUCAAUUGGAACGACAGUGAAGAAUUAUUAAAAAAAAUAUUUUAUUCAAAAAAAGAUUUUCCAAGAUAAUUAUAUAAUUACAUUUAGUAAUAAGAAUAAAUAAUAUAUUCAAUUUCAAAUCACAACAAAAUUUAUUCUUUAUUUUUAAACACAUACAAACACCAAUUUAAUUAAAUAAACUGCUCAACCAAUUCUAUGCAUGUCAAUCCCUACUUGAUGGUCAGCACCUACAGUAAUUAUGCUAGCCUAAUUUGUACACUAACCCAAAUGGUCAAAAUAAAUGUAAAUGUAGCAAUCUUGGCUUAGCUAAACAGACCAAAAUGUGUACAAAUAACUUAAAGUUGUUAGCAGAAAAAUUAAGGAAUAAAUUUAACCCAUUGAGUGGCGAAGCACCCUAUUUUAGUAUUUUACUCUGUCUAACGCCAGACAAUUUUACUUGUCAAGGGGAGAGCACUGGCGCUUAAUGGGUUAAUUACCCCUCAUGUACAGUAUGGCCAUUAAUUGUACUGAUAAUAAACUGUAAAGAUCACAACCAAGCUGACCAAAGCAAUCAUUAAAGAUUGUUGGUACAGCAUAUGGCUUUAACACUGGUCUCUGGCUGUAAUCAUCCUCAAAGAUAUCGGCACUAAAAUGCUUUGAACACAAACGACUAUUUUUCAUAGAAACAAACUUCACUCUGUCUGGCAUAAGUUUGCUUAUAUUCUUCACCCAUAUGCUGUGCAAUUCAGGGAAUCUCUUCUCAUCUGGAAAGCUUUGAAGUAAAUGAACAAUUGUUUUUAGUGUCUAGUUAAUACACUGUUCAAUACGAUACCUAUAACUUACAAUAUAAACAAUGCCACACUAGACAACACAUGGUUUAGUCCACAAUAAAGACAAUACAAUGAGUGAAAGGCUUUGUACAUUUAAAGCUAGUCGUAUCUUUAUCACAUUGUUAAAAUUCUCAUUUGAAUUUUUUUAACAUUAAGCAUUAUCUGUUAGGAUAUCGAUAAGAUUUCAUCACUGCAUCACAUCCAUCAACUUGCAUGAAAAUAAAUACUUGCUCAACAACAGCUCCACAAGCUUGUCAACAUUUUAAAAUUUUGUUCUGCUUUUGCACUGUAGUACACUAACAUUGUAUUGUAUGUUGCUUGCCAAUAAAUUUCAUGAAUUCACAAAUUUACGCAUUCAAUACAGCAAUACAGCAUUGCGUUAAAUUAUUAAAAAAAAAGAGAUUAUACGAGCCUUACGCAUGUGAGGACAGGUCCUUUCUUUCAGUAGAUUUUUGGCAACCAGGAAUUGAACAAAAAAUUGGCAUGGUUGCAAAUGUCUCGUUUCAAUAUAGAAAUUUCCGACCGAAAUUUUGAAUUUACUUCCUUCUGUUUUAAGCAAAUUGAAAGGGGGGUGUGAAUAACUUUUUUCUUCACGUUUGUAUUUUAGGUCAGUGGUGUUCACCAUAAAUUUAGGUCGAUUGUGACGUCAAAAUGACGUAAAUUUGGCCAAAAUCCGCCAUGUUUUUGGCCACACAUUUUUGACUGACGAGGUAUUGGAGCACGAUCUCCAGAUAUAUUAAGUAUAGCUCAGUGUUCAGAACGCCUAGCAGAUUUCAGUAUUUUUAAUAUGGCGGAAAAUUUAUAAAUACAAAUAACCUUGUAAAUACGACAAUGUUCGUUGAUCAUGUUCGAUGUCUACAUAACCAAAUUUAAACUGUGCUCAAUGAAAAAAAUUUAUAUACAAAUUUACGAUACCGAGUCUGAGCAAUGGUCGUAUAUAAUCGUUGAUGUUAUUUAUAUACUCGCAAGUUGUGAUCAACACAGACCAUACUGGUAUACAAAACUACGCUUUCUACUUGACAUGUAGAGAUUUAAGUAGCUGAGGAGAUUGGAAAUAUUUGCCUGACAUGACUGUUUGUCAAAACAUUUUUAGUCGGAGACUCCGGCAUAAUUUUCAAGCUUCUAGAUAGCAUUUAACAUGGCUUUAUAUUUUAGUGAACACGAGUCAUAUUUUGCCCGUUAUUCCAUUCUGAUCGUAUGGUAGCGAAACGUAGACUAUUUCAUUGUUCCGACAGCAUUAGAGCAAAACUAAUGACUUAAUUAUAAACGCAAAGGAAAUUUCCAUAACAUUUUCCAUUUACAAAUGCGAUAUGCUUGGUAACCAGGUCAGGGCCCGUUUUUUUGAAAUCAGGGACCACUUUACCGAAAUCUGCUAGGCUCUCUCGCUGAAGCGUUCCGCACAGCACACCCAUGCAGGCAUAAAACUUUAAAGACUUAUUUAAAUAUAUCAAAGCAGCGAAUAGAGAGAGAGCCUGGGACUAGGCUGUUAGUUCCCGUAAAAAUAUUUCACUACCAAGAUGGGUGAAAUGAAAGUGAACGAUAUCGGGACGCAGCAAACGGCCUAUUAAUAAAAUUCAAUGAAACUUGGCACACCUAGUGGGUGCAUCUAUAUGAAUAUUUUUGGAAGGUCAUGUGGUUGCCAUGGCAACAGACUAGUCCCCAGUCUCUUCUCUUCCUUUUCACGAAUGUUCUCCUGUGGACCUCUGAUAGAGGAUGAUGUUUGUCAUGUUACUCUGAGUGUAUAUCCACACCGGGGGAGCUUGAAAGGUGGUAGAUUCGAUUCCCUCCGUGGCCGGGCAUAUUUUCAAGCUCGCUCGGUGUGGAUAUAUACUCAGAGUAACAUCACAAACAUCAUAUUUACCUGAGUACACAACACCAACACAGAAAAAAUCAUAUUACUAGAUUACAUGGUAUCGAAAGAACUAGAUUCUGUUCCGAAAUAUCACUUACUCGAACCGUCCUGACCGCGUAGUUCAUUUGGCAGAGCAUUGGGCUAGUAUUCCAAAGGUCGUAGGUUCGAUUCCCUCCGUGCAUAGUUUUCAAGCUCGCCCGGUGUGGUAUACACUCAGAGUAACAUCACAAACAUCAUAUUCACCUGAAUACACAACACCAACACAGAAAAAUCUGGAAGAGGAUGUUUGCAUGUUAUAACUGUUUAAACUGAUCACAAUACCUACACGUAUUAUAUUAAUGAGCGAAAAUUGCAGAAAUUGCUAUUUAUUUCGUUGGAAAUUGAUCACAUAGAAAUUGGAAGAAAAGGGAAUGGGGACGAGUGUGUUGCCAUGACAAUCAUAUAAACAAGCCAAAUUGUUGACCUUGUUACACCCACUAAGUUUGCCAAGUUUCAUUGAAUUUUAUUAAACGGUCACCAAGAUAUCAGACUUUCUUGUUAUUGCCAUAUCUCAAGUCCUUCUUGUGACGACACAACUCAAAAUAUACAAAGUGCGAUAACUUAAUGAGAUGAGAUACGAAUAAACUGUAAACGUCAUUCUUCAUUAUUUGAGCAGUAUCUUUUAAUAAAACAAUAAAAAAUGAGGCAAAAAUUUCGUUUCACAAGCACUAAACUUAAUUUUGAGUCGAAAACAUGCACCCAUGAGCAUAUUCAAACAUUUUCUAGAGGUAAAGUAAAUUUUAUAUUUAAAAAUUUGAGUAAAUUUUUAUUAGAUUUGAGUAUAAAUUUACUCAAAAUUUUAAGUUACUGUGCAUUAUUUUUUACUCAAGUUCUUGAGUCAAAAUUAUCAGUGGUUUUUGCAGUAAAGGAUAUUUAGUGUAUAAAACUGCACGACUGAUCAAGCAGCGUCCAUUCCACGCCCAUUCCACACUCAGCAAAAUGUUAAUUUUUAUUUCAUAGCACGUGUUCAUGAUCAGCCAAAUAAAUUACCAGAAUUUAAUGAGGUGCUAUAUAAUGAACAUUGUUACAUUGAUGUAGGGUUGGCGACCACAGCACUAAUGUGGAUUCCGAAGGAUAUCGUACGAAAGAUGAAGUGGAUUACUGGUUUAAUCAGGACAAUCCAAUUGUCAGACUAAGGUUUGUUUCAUAUAGGACCUCCAAAAGGUUUAGCUCGUAA